Molecule: messenger RNA, 372 nt
Organism: Acanthocheilonema viteae
Lineage: Eukaryota; Metazoa; Nematoda; Chromadorea; Rhabditida; Onchocercidae
Source: the annotation of a GenBank genome assembly
AUGAUGUUGCAGAAAGAUGCUUAUUUACAUGUUCGUUAUAAUCUUGGAUCUCGCGAUCAUGAUGUUGCUUUUCUGGAUGCUUUAUUAAAUGAUGAUAAGCAUCAUGCUGUUAUCAUAUACCGACAAGAAGCGAACUUAACUCUUUACAUCGAUAAUCGUCAACCAAUUUAUUAUUCUCCUCUUGGUGAUAAUCUGGAACUUGUUACAUUAAACAUGCAAUGGAGGGUAACAAUUGGUGCAUCAUUUAAUUUGUUACAUCGUACAAAGCGACGGAAACGUGAACGAAUCUAUGAUAGCUAUAAUGGUUUCAUCUCAGGUGUCAACUUUAAUGGCCUGAUGAUAUUGGAUAUGCUGGCACAAGGUUUAUUUUAA